This is a messenger RNA of Phlebotomus papatasi, 1511 nucleotides long. It is a transcript of the gene Acat1, whose product is annotated as acetyl-CoA acetyltransferase, mitochondrial. Gene Ontology annotation, biological process: fatty acid beta-oxidation. The transcript has 4 exons. The coding region runs from base 168 to 1397 and encodes 409 amino acids. Gene Ontology annotation, molecular function: acetyl-CoA C-acetyltransferase activity. The record is from RefSeq and is a predicted model, not a curated record. NCBI's taxonomy places the organism in Eukaryota, Metazoa, Arthropoda, Insecta, Diptera, Psychodidae.
CAUCUGAUCGUAAUUGCGUAAAGUUGUCAGCCCUGCUUCUCCAGUUGUGAAUUCUUGCCGUAGAAUAUUGCAUAUUUUCUUCUUUUUCUCCCUUUAUUUCCCUGUGAAUUCAGUUUUUCCACCUUGUGAGUGUCUUCUUUUGUACCCUGAAACCUUAUUUUGCAGUAAUGGCAUUCAGAAUGUCAAGGUUCUUCCCAUCCGGGAAGCGAUUCUUCAGCACCAAGCUGAAUGAUGUGGUCAUUGUGGCUGCAACAAGAACCCCCAUGGGCAGCUUUCAGAGUGCCCUAGCUCCACUGAGUGCCAGUCAGCUGGGUGCUCAGGCUAUUGAGGGGGCGGUCAAACAGGCAGGGAUUGCAAAGGAGGAUGUGGGGGAAGUUAUUAUGGGCAAUGUGGUAAGUGCUGGAAUGGGUCAGGCUCCAGCCAGGCAAGCAGCUAUCUUUGCUGGUCUCCCAAAGUCCACAAUUUGCACGACAGUCAACAAAGUCUGCUCUUCCGGACUGAAGAGUGUCAUGAUGGCUGCUCAGACCCUCUCCCUCGGCCAGGCAGAAGUCAUCGUUGCCGGUGGCAUGGAAUCAAUGUCCAAUGUCCCCUACUACAUGAAAAGAGGAGACACUCCCUAUGGGGGCAUCAAACUGAUUGACGGGAUUGUGCACGAUGGCUUGUGGGAUGUGUACAAUCAGUUUCACAUGGGAAAUUGUGCUGAAAAUACAGCCAAAAAGAUGGGAAUUACGCGGCAGGACCAAGAUGACUAUGCCAUCAACAGUUACAAGCGUAGUGCAGCUGCAUGGAGUGGAAAGCUCCUUGAUGCUGAGAUCACUCCUGUUCGAGUGCCUCAGAAGCGCGGGAAGGAGGAUUUGGUGGUGACUGAAGAUGAAGAGUACAAGAAAGUGAACUUUGACAAGUUUGGAAAGUUAGCCACGGUUUUCCAGAGGGACGGAGGAACUGUGACAGCUGGAAAUGCUUCUACAUUGAAUGAUGGUGGUUCAGCUUUGGUUUUGAUGACGGCAGAGGCAGCUGAGAAGUUCAAAUGCAAACCACUUGCAAGGAUUGUUGGGUAUCAAGAUGCUGAAACUGAUCCUAUUGACUUUCCAAUUGCUCCGGCCUUGGCUGUGCCAAAACUUCUGGCCAAGACUGGCGUGAGGAAGGAAGAUGUGGCCAUGUGGGAGAUCAAUGAGGCUUUUUCAGUGGUUGUUGUGGCUAAUAUUCGGAAGAUGGAUGUAGAUCCGGCCAAAGUGAAUAUUCAUGGUGGAGCUGUGUCUCUUGGUCAUCCCAUUGGUAUGUCCGGAGCUCGAAUUGUCACUCAUUUGGCUCAUGCACUGAAGCCUGGACAGGUGGGAUGUGCUUCCAUUUGCAAUGGCGGAGGAGGAGCUUCAUCACUGCUCGUGGAGAAGCUGUAAGAAUUGCUUCCUCAAAGUCUGACACUGAAAUUCAUGCAUUUAUAUAUCCUUUUUAAUGGAAAUUGUUAAUAAUGUUUUCUAUAUUGCAUAAAGAAGAUGAAAGUUUGGAAAAAA